Vitrella brassicaformis is the source of this 1729-nucleotide messenger RNA. The record is from the annotation of a GenBank genome assembly. NCBI's taxonomy places the organism in Eukaryota, Vitrellaceae.
AUCGAUUGAUUCAUUUGAAAUAUACCAAGAAUACUGUGAGUUGUGUGAAUUAGUUGCAUCACUGUCAGCAGCAUGUAGGCAGAAGCACAAAGGCACACGAGACCCUCUCGCUUGUCAGUCAGAGACACAGACAGUGACAUCCAUCCAUCCAUCCCUCAGCAGCCGCUCAGAAACACACCACACCCACACCACUGACUAAAGUCAAAUCCAUCCUCGGACAUGUACGGAACAAGUGAGCCAAAAAUACUCAACGUCGUUAUCAACAAGCCACGGAUCAGACCAUGGCUGUCCUCUGAGGCAGUCAGUAGGGGAGGGGAGGCAAUCAGCCCGUCCAAGCACCGUACACCGGGGCUGCCCGGCCGCCUUCAUCGUGGUGCCGCCCAUUUCUUUUUGGGCGCCUUCGUGGUGGUGGCUGGUGCGUCGUCGGUGAUGGCGGCGGUGGUUGGUUCGGCGGCUGUGUACAGGUCGAGGACCAACGGCACCUUGACCGGGAAAUCACACAGCUCAUUCAGCGACGUGCCAGACUCAAUGAAGAAGACCGCCGCGGCCUGAUGGAUACACACACAGCACAAAAAGGGAGACCAUGUGGACGUCAGGCCUGCCUGCCUGCCUGCCUCCUCGCUGCUCACCACGUCGACGUCCUCAUCGGUGGCUGGGUAGAUGAAGAUGUCAAGCUGUUUCCCGAUAUUGGGGAGGAUCACCACGUCCUCGUAAACCUCAUCGUCGCCAUCAGGCAAAAUGUACGAGCCGCCCGCAAACACGCUGCACAGACAGACGAGAGAGGCUCAUCUUGUUGUGUGUUCCGCCCGGCUGUGUUGAUCCACCCACUUACCCGCCAUCGAGAAAAGUCUCCAUGUCGGGAUCGCCUUCAAAGCCGUUGAUAGCAACCACUAUUGCCCCUGCCUUCUCCGCCGCCUCCUGCAAGACAGACACACAGCAUCUCCUCACACGUGGCUUGUCGCCGUGUGUGGCGCUGACGCAUCACGCGCGUACCAGAGGGACAUUGAUCUCCCAAAACUCUGUGAAAUCUCCGGGCAGCUCCCUCCUAGAUGGCUCCAACUCAAACACACGACACGGCUCUACUUCGUCACCUUCUCCUGCUGCAGAUGGGCACAGGGACAUCAACAUACAUCAUUGCCCUCUCUUUUUAUCCUGUGGACGCGCACCUGGAGAGAAGUGGAGCCUCGGAAGCUCUGGUGCAUCCUGCAAUUUAGGCGCGUAUACAUACACGGCACACCCAGCACUUGCGCACAUUCCUCAGCUGGUUGUGUACUGUAUGGUGUGUGUGUUACUUUUGCUCGCCAGAGCGUCUGCUUGAUCUCGCCGAUCUCAAACUCCACUUUGGCCAUCCCCAUGUCUGCAGCAAAACACCACACCCGCGUCACAGACACCAGGCGUCAAUACUCAUUUGCCUUCACCACAGCAGCUAGCGUUGCCUCUGCCUUCGCACCUCGAAAAACGUCGUGGGCUUUCUUCCCGAGUCGUGCCUUCUUGAGGGCGUGGUGCACCAUCAGCGGCACGUCGUCCUUGGCAUCGUGGGUCUGGCUGAGGAACCCCAGCAGCGUGUCGAGGAUCUCCUCCACACGGGAGUGUAUCUGGGAGCUGGCUUCGGCCAGCUGCGCGUGUAUCUCUGACUGGCAGCGCGACACGCCUUGCAGGAGCAGCAGGAGGGCCAGCACAAACGCGGGAAAAUGCGGCAUCGCCAUUCUGGUUUGCUUUCCUAAGUACA